UUUUUCCUCCCUAAAAUGAUCAAAAGGCUCUCUCUCCGGCCAGCGUCCGGGCAGUUUCGGCCACCUUGGCCCUGGCAGAUCCACAAUGAGGUAAUUGACGACCAAGGAUGGGCCGGAGCCUCCACGGCUGCCCGGUGUCUUCGCCGCAGAGCAGGGGUGGGGGAAGGAGGAGAAAGAACUCGCGGGGGCUCGGGCGCCCGGGCAGAAGGAGCAGGAGGAGAGCGGGCAGGCGACAGCGCACGGCGGUGGAGAGCCCCUCGAUCAAUUUUCAUGCAAGAAUCAUUAUCGGUAAAUUGGAAAGCUGGCUGCCUGACAGCAGAUUUGUCUCCCCUAAUGAAAGCGAAAGGGUAGGGGCGCAGCGGCUGGCGGCUGCAGGCGGCGGCGGCUCCUUCAGUCUCUACGCGGCAUCUUCCAAGAGCUCCAUGCUUCGCAGGGCGAUAAUAAUAGUUUCACUUGCGAGCUUCCCCCCGCGCGGCUGCCGCGCCGGGCAGCAGAUCCAUGCGGACCGGGAUCGGGGCGCAGAGAGCUGGGCUCCCCUCUGCAAACGCGGGGAGAGUGAUGCUGCUGGCGGCGGGGUGCUCCCCUCUGCCCCAAAGCGGGGGCCGUUUGCAAACUGUGGGCGGCUGCGGGCGCCGCCGGUCCCCCCUCCGGCUGCCCAACUCCGCGCUCUGGCCGCCCGCCCGCCCGCCCGCCCCUCCUCCCUCCCUCCCCACCCACGUCUGACAGCUGCGGGAGCCGGGAGUUCACCCGCCGCCGGGGCCUGGGAGAAGGGUCCCCAAGUCGUGCUCCGGGAGCUCUGGCCCGCCUUUUGUGAAACCCACACGGGGCUGCAGAAACACACCGGCCCGGCCCAGGGUGAGCUCCUAAGGCCAGCGGCUUCCUUCUCUCCUUCUUUUCCUCUCACCCCCCACCCCUCAAAAAUCCCUGUUGCAAGUGUAAUCAAAUGCUUGAUACCAUCUCCCACACUCUCCCUGCACUGGUGCAUUAUCAGAUCCGGGAAGGCAUGCUUCCAGGCAAAUAGACCUAAUAAAUGCUAUUACUGGGAUUCUGCAAGCCCCGGCUGCACCAUAGUAACGAGAGCCCUGGCUAAUUUGGUUUAAGAAAACGACCAACUGCACAGAGUAUGUGUGAGUGAGUGUGGAGCCUGUAUCGCUCCUCCCCACCCGCCUCUCUUUCACACCAGCUCACGAAGGCCCCAUGUGAUAAUUCCCCAAAUCGAAGGGGGAAAAACCCUGCCGCCAAACCACAUCCUGUGCGCUCAUUGUCCAGCCCAGCGAUUUUAAAGAGACAGGAUCCAUUUACCCACGCCCGCACACACAC
Messenger RNA from Balaenoptera ricei (Rice's whale), 1320 nucleotides. RefSeq lists its product as uncharacterized. The transcript is spliced from 2 exons. Bases 108 to 1100 code for a protein of 330 amino acids. The record is from RefSeq and is a predicted model, not a curated record. NCBI's taxonomy places the organism in Eukaryota, Metazoa, Chordata, Mammalia, Artiodactyla, Balaenopteridae.